Thlaspi arvense is the source of this 2088-nucleotide messenger RNA. The record is from the annotation of a GenBank genome assembly. Lineage: Eukaryota; Viridiplantae; Streptophyta; Magnoliopsida; Brassicales; Brassicaceae.
AUAAAAUUGCAACUGCUUUGGACUUUGACUGAUGGAUUGGUCUAAAAAGUAGGCCUCUGUAGAAUUUAGAACAUAAAAAAUGGUUAAUGUUAUUGUGAUUAGGCCUAAUUUUGACUAUGAAAUAGUAUUAAAAUACUAUGAAGAAAAAGAAGGGAGAAAACGAAUAAGUGAGCUACGAGAUGAUACAGAGCACCAAAUCAGUCAACCUCUGAAUUUUCACAGAAGGAAGGAUGAGUAGCUCUGAUCAAUCUCCGUCGCACAACGUCUUCGUCUACGGCAGUUUCCAGGAGCCAGCCGUUGUGAGUUUGAUCCUCGAAUGCACUCCGGUCAUCGUCUCCGCCCAACUCCACGGCUUUCAUCUGUAUCGACUCAAAGGACGUUUGCAUCCCUGUAUUGUUCCUUUUGAGUCCGGAUUAGUUAACGGCAAGGUACUAACCGGAUUAACUGAUGCUCAGUUGAAGAAUUUGGAUAUGAUUCAAGGAGCUGAAUACGAGAGGAAGACUGUUGAAGUUGUAUUGACUGACACUUCCGAGAAGAUGCAAGUGGAAGCUUUGAUAUGGGCCAACAAGGAUGAUCCUGACAUGUAUGGAGAAUGGGAUAUCGAGGAAUGGAAACGGCUUCACAUGGAGAAGUUCAUAGAGGCGUCGAAGAAGUUCAUCGAGUGGAAGAAGAAUCCGGAUGGGAAAUCAAGACAAGAGUUUGAGAAAUUUGUACAAGAAGAUCCUCCCCAAGCGUGAAGAUUCUGUCCUGUCUUUACUGAUCCUUGUCUUAUUUUUCCCAUCAAGAUUUGUAGACAUCACUCUCUUUGAUCAUAGCUUUUACUGCAAAUAAGAAAAGCUUUGUGAGUUGGGAAAACGAAGAAGAAUGGUAGCAAGUAUGGCUAGUUCUGAUCAAUCUCCGUCGCACAAUGUCUUCGUCUACGGCACUUUCCAGGAGCCAGCCGUCGUGGAUUUGAUCCUCGAAUGCACUCCAGUCACCCUCUCCGCCCAACUCCACGGCUUUCAUCUGUAUAAGGUCAAAGGACGUUUGUAUCCCUGUAUUUCUCCUUCUAAGAAGGGAGUUAUCAAUGGAAAGAUACUAACUGGACUAACAGAUGCUCAGCUACAGAAUUUAGAUAUGAUCGAAGGAGCUGAAUACGUGAGGAAGACUGUUGAAGUUGUGUUGACUGACACUUGGGAGAAGAUGAAAGUGGAAGCCUUUAUAUGGGCCAACAAGGAUGAUCCUGAUUUGUAUGGAGAAUGGGAUUUCGAGGACACUUGGGAGAAGAUGAAAGUGGAAGCCUUUAUAUGGACUAACAAGGAUGAUCCUGAUUUGUAUGGAGAAUGGGAUUUCGAGGAGUGGAAGCAGCUUCACAUGGAGAAAUUCAUAGAGGCUUCGAAGAAAUUCAUGGAAUGGAAGAAGAAUCCGAAUGGGAGAUCAAGACAAGAUCAUGUGUAUAGGGUCAAAGGGCGUUUGCAUUCCUGUAUUUCUCCUUCUGAGAACGGAGUUAUCAACGGAAAGGUACUAACUGGAUUAACAGACGCUCAGCUUGAGAAUUUAGAUAUGAUUGAAGGAGAUGAAUACGUGAGGACGACUGUUGAAGUUGUAUUGACUGACACUUCGGAGAAGAUGCAAGUGGAAACCUUUAUAUGGGCCAACAAGGAUGAUCCUGAUUUGUAUGGAGAAUGGGAUUUCGAGGAAUGGAAGAGGCUUCACAUGGAGAAGUUCAUUGAGGCGUCGAAGCAGUUCAUCGAGUGGAAGAAGAAUCCUAAUGGGAGAACAAGGGAAGAGUUUGCCAAAUUUGUGAACGAAGAUCCUCCUGCUGCUUGAAGAACUUUGCUUUUUGUUUUGUUUCCCAUCAAGAAGAUGUGUUGAAUUAGUGCAAAUAAAAGUGCCUCAAUACAAAGGCAAUAAUCAGAGCUUUGUGAGUUGAAAACUGAACACCAAAGAAUGAAGUUGUAUUUGUAUAUGUACCGUAUGCAUGCUGACAUUGAGUUGUAUGCAAGAGUUUUUUUUUAGAAGAAACAAACAAAAAUGGAAAAAUCAAAUGUAACUUGUGCGAGUUGUAACAAAAAAAAAUGCCACUUGUGCUUUGAAAAAAGUCAGAUA